This is a messenger RNA of Adineta steineri, 1653 nucleotides long. The record is from the annotation of a GenBank genome assembly. NCBI's taxonomy places the organism in Eukaryota, Metazoa, Rotifera, Eurotatoria, Adinetida, Adinetidae.
AUGUCAACAAACUCUAGAUUAGGAAAUUUAAUUCGUUUAACUAGUAAUUUAGAUGAUCAAGAACAACAAAAUUCACUUCCUACUAAAAAUCCUUAUAUACUUUCAAUUGAUAUUGGUACAUCAUCGGUACGUGCUUAUAUAUUCUCUAAAACUUUCGAAGUUAUUUCAUCAAGUCAAAAACAUCAAACACUUCUUCAUCCUGAACCACAUGGUUUUGAAUUUGAUCCCGAAAAAUUUUGGUCUAUUAUACUUGAUGUUAUCAAAGAAUCAAUUGAAGGUGCUAGUCCAUUAACUGUUACAGAUAUAACUUGUUUAGGUAUAUCAACAUUAAGAAAUUCUGUUAUAUUAUGGGAUCGUAAAACAGGUGAAACAUAUUCAAAUAUUAUUUUAUGGAAUGAUUCAAGAUCAAGUUCACAUGCAACAUCAACAAAUUCUUCUUUAACAUGGAAAACAAUACGUGGUUUUGCUAAAGUUAUCUAUCCUAUUGUUCAAACAGCACGUAUGUCAACAUUAUCUACGCUUGAAUUUCGUACACAAAUGAUUGCUUUUAAAUUAUUAUGGUUAUUUGAAAAAAAACCGGAAUUAGUUGAACGUGCACGUAAAAAUGAAUUAUUAUUUGGUUGUAUUGAAACAUGGCUUAUAUGGAAAUUAACGGGUGGACAAGAACAUGUUACAGAUGUUUCAUGUGCAAGUUCAACUGGCCUUUAUGAUCCAUUUUAUUCUCAAUGGUCAUCAUUACUUUGUCGAAAUUUAGGUAUUGAUAUAAGAUUAUUACCAACAAUAAAACCAACAUUUGGAGAAUUUGGUCGAUGUGAUGCAAGUUUAUUUGGAGCUGCAAUUCCUAUUACUGCUGUCAUUGGUGAUGUUCAAGCUAGUAUGUUUGGUCAAUGUGUAUCUCAACCCGGCGAAUGUUUACUCACAUUGGGUACCGGUGCUUUUAUUAAUAUCUUAACAGGUCCAGUUAGUGCUUGUACUGAUGGUAUUUAUCCAUUAGUUGCUCAUUCGGAUCUUUCAAAACCAUCAGAAAAUAUUCAUUUUAUGCAUGCUUUUCAUAGUGGUUGUGCUACAGUACUUAAUUGGGCAAAAAAAGCUCAUUUUUUCGAUGAUUUUUCUGAACUUAAUAACAUAUCAACUGAGGCACGAUUAUCAACUGUAUUUUUUCUACCAGCAUUCGGUGGUCAUAAUAAUGAUCCAUAUUGUGGUUCCGGUUUUAUUGGUAUUAAUAGUGAAACGAAACGUGAAGAUUUACUUCGUGCUAUACUAGAAUCAAUUGCUUUUGUUGUUUAUGAUGUAUUUUCAUUUGUACGUGAUGAUUUUAAACGACAUCAAACUGACAAUGAAUUAAAAUGUUUACGAACAGCUGGUGGUGUUUCAUCAUGUGAUUUUAUUUGUCAAACUAUUGCAAAUUUAUCCGACAUGUCUGUUGAACGUUGUCAUGCAUUUAAUUUAGCAUCAGGUAUUGGUGCUGGAUUUUUAGCUGCAUAUGGUUAUGGUAUUAUAGAUGAUUAUGCGUAUUUUCAACAAAUUAUUACAGUUGAUAAAGUAUUUAAACCAAUUCAAUGUGACAUAACAGAAAGUAAUUUUAAACGAUGGAAAACAAUUGUGCCUCGUUUUACAAAAUGGUAUUCUUCCGAUGAAAAAAAUGAUAUUUGA